Annulohypoxylon truncatum is the source of this 798-nucleotide messenger RNA. RefSeq lists its product as uncharacterized. Lineage: Eukaryota; Fungi; Ascomycota; Sordariomycetes; Xylariales; Hypoxylaceae. The transcript has a single exon. The coding region runs from base 238 to 459 and encodes 73 amino acids. The record is from RefSeq and is a predicted model, not a curated record.
AUUGAAGCAGCUUCAACACGUUCAAGUCACGAAAACUCUAAUAAAUCUAAUACAAAACAUUAACUGAUAAAUCUGUAUCCUUUGAGAUCUUCAAGAUCAAAGUUCGAAACACGGGAUUGGAGUCUCUUAGCUCUAUUUCUUAAGUUGUCUUCAGCUGUCUUACCUACUAGCUGCGUACACUUCAUUCAUACGCGCAUUCUUAUACAUUAGGUACCUGGGUACUUCAUAUCACCUAUUAUGCCGCGUUUGCCAAAAAUCCCAUCGCCAUACGGCCCGCGACCAAAGCGGUCAGCGCAGUUAGUCCUCAUUUGGAUGGCUAUACUGAUCAUCGCGUUCAUCGUGACGUUCUACCUCACGUCACGGGAACGCGACGCCCCGUCUUCAUACGCGGGUAUGCGACUCUCUGACGAUAAGGAGCCGGCGGGAGGAGGCGUGAAGAUGGCGAAGAUGGUGCCUUAAUAUUGCCUAUAUAGGUCGCCGUUGGGAGGUCUUCUAGGCGGGGCGCUUAAUCGCAGAGGAACUUCGCGCUCUGAAAACUCUCAGCCAUUUUCAAGACUACCCAUGAGUUGAAGUGGGAGGAAGCGAAACUGAUAGGACCGAGACGUUCAUUCGUCAAGACAAAUAGCAAUUCGGUCCAGGAUAUUAAUAAAUCGGGGAUUUACUUUACAUAGUAGAGAAGCUUGUAUUCUAGGACCGCGAUUACGUACAAGACCAAUUAGCAAACACACAGUUCCGAAUAAGCGCGUAUUCGCAGCCAGCCUCACCAAUCUAAGGCACUGUCUACAAGCUAAAAUAGUG